UACCAGUAGCUCAAUUUUAGGGUCUUAUUUCCAAUGAACAGAUCUGUUCGUACAUCAUGAGCACACCUCUGAGGGCAUAUAUAAGAGGAUCCAGGAAUCACUUCUUAAGACUCAGGAAGAGAAAUUCUCAUAAUGAUGCUUCCUCAAAACUCUUGGCAUAUUGGUUUUGGAAGAUGCUGCUUUCGUCAGAGUCUUUUGCCCACUGUGGUAGUUUACAUCCUGCUCCUGAAUUCCUGCUUUCUCACCAGCUGUUUUAAUGGAACAGGUCUGGAGUUGAGGCUGACUGGUGGAGACAGUAACUGCUCUGGAAGAGUAGAGGUGAAAUUCCAUGAAGAGUGGGGGACCGUGUGUGAUGAUGGUUGGACUACUGCUGAAAUAAUUGUUGUGUGCAAACAGCUAGGAUGUCCAUUUUUUAUCACCAAAUUUGGUCUCGGAAAUGCCAUGGCUGGACGUGGAAAAAUUUGGCUUGAUGAUGUUUCCUGUUAUGGGAAUGAAUCAGCUCUCUGGGAGUGCCAACACAAGGAAUGGGGAAACCAUGACUGUAGUCAUAGAGAGGAUGUUGGUGUAAGCUGUUAUGGUAAAGACAACCUGGGUUUGAGGUUGGUGGAUGGAAGCAGCCCCUGUUCAGGGAGACUGGAGGUGAAAUACCAAGGACAGUGGGGGACUGUAUGUGAUGAUGGUUGGGACUUGAAUGCUGCUGCUGUGGUAUGCAGGCAACUGGGAUGUCCAUCUGCUUUCUUUUUUUCUGGACUUGUUAAUAGCCCUGCUACAUAUAGCCCCAUUUGGCUGGAUAAUAUUUCCUGUAAUGGCAAUGAGUCAGCACUCUGGGAUUGUGGUCACCGUGAAUGGGGGAUACAUGACUGCCAUCAUAAUGAGGAUGCCACAUUGACUUGUUCUGAUGGUACUGAUCUAGAACUGAGGCUUGUGGGUGGAAGUAACCGCUGUGCUGGGAGAGUAGAGUUGAAAGUACAAGGAAAGUGGGGAACCAUAUGCCACCAUAACUGGAACAAUGUUGCUGCUAACGUAGUAUGCAAGCAGUUGGGGUGUGGAACAGCACUUCAUUUCCCUGGCUUGCCUCAUUUUGAAUCAGGGUCUGGUACUAUAUGGCUUGAUGAUGUCUCCUGCUCUGGUAAUGAAUCUCUUCUUUGGGACUGCAGACAUUCUGGAAGGGUACAUUAUAAUUGUAUUCAUCAGAAGGAUGUGGCUGUGAUCUGCUCAGAUGGAGCAGAUUUGGACCUGCGAUUGGUGGAUGGAAGAAGCAAUUGUUCAGGGAGAGUAGAGGUGAGAAUCCAUGGACAGUGGUGGACAAUAUGUGGCUAUGACUGGAGUAACAAACAAGCCACUGUGGUUUGUAAACAGCUAGGAUGUCCAACUGAUAUCACUGGCAGUCUCUAUGCUAAAUCCAGUAGUGAAUCUAAGGAAAUUUGGAUAAACAGCAUAUCUUGUACUGGAAAUGAAUCAGCUCUCUGGGACUGUGUGUAUGAUGGAAAAGCAAAGCAAGCAUGUGUCCGAAGAUCAGAUGCUGGUGUAAUCUGUUCUGAUGAGGUGGAUCUGGACCUGAGGCUUGUGGGUACAGAUAAUCACUGUUAUGGGAGAUUGGAGGUGAAAUACCAAGGAGAGUGGGGGACUGUGUGCCAUGACAAAUGGAGCACAAAGAAUACAGCUGUUGUGUGUAAACAAUUGGGAUGUGGAAAUCCUGUCCAUAUAUAUGGUAUGACCCAUAUUAUGGAAGCAUCAGGACCUAUCUGGUUGGAUGAUGUUUCUUGUAGUGGAAAUGAGUCAACUAUCUGGGACUGUGAACACGCUGGAUGGGGAAAGCAUAACUGUGUACACAGAGAGGAUGUGACUGUGACCUGCUCAGAUAAUACAAAGUGGAGCCUGAGGCUGAUAGAUGGCAACAGCCGCUGCUCAGGAAGACUGGAGGUGUACUUUCAAGGACAGUGGGGCACAGUAUGUGAUGACAAUUGGAGCAGUAAUGCUGCUGCUGUGGUGUGUGACCAGCUGGAUUGUCCAUCUUCUAUUAUUGGCAUGGGUCUUGGAAAUGCUUCUGUAGGAUCUGGAAAAAUUUGGCUUGAUGAUGUUUUCUGUGAUGGGGAUGAGGCACAACUCUGGGCAUGCAGCCACAGUGGGUGGGGAAAUCAUGACUGCAGUCACAGUGAAGAUGUUGGAGUGACCUGCUCUGAUGAAUCAGAUAUGGAACUGAGGCUUGUGGGUGGAGGCAGCAGAUGUGCUGGUAGAGUCGAGGUGGAAGUCCAGGGUGCCGUGGCAACUGUGUGUGCUACCCGCUGGGGAAUGAACAUUGCUGCAGUUGUUUGCAGGCAACUUGGGUGUGGCUCUGUACUCAGUAUCUCCAGAGAGUUUCAUUUCACUGGGAGAACAUCACACAUCUUACUAUCUACAUCUGGCUGCACUGGAAAUGAAGCCUCUCUCUGGGAGUGUGCCCAUUGGAAGUGGAUACAGACUACAUGUCUUUCUCAUACAGAAGCUAGUGUGAUCUGCUCAGUCCACAGGCAGCCCAGGCUGGUUGGAACUGAUAUUUCCUGUUCUGGACGUGUUGAAGUGAAACAUGGAGACACGUGGGGUUCUGUCUGUGGUUCUGACUUCUCUCUCCAUGCUGCCAAUGUGCUGUGCAGAGAAUUAAAUUGUGGAGAGGCCAGAUCUCUUUCUGUGGGAGCUCACUUUGGAAAUGGGAAUGGUCCAAUUUGGGCUGAAAAGUUCGAGUGUGAAGGGAAUGAAACUCACCUUGCAUUGUGCCCCACUGUGCCCCAUCCAGAAGAGACUUGUAACCACAGCAGAGAAGUUGGAAUUGUCUGUUCUCGCUAUACAGACGCCCGACUUGUGAAUGGCAAAUCCCAAUGUGAGGGGCAAGUGGAGAUCAAGGUGCUUGGAUAUUGGGGCUCCCUCUGUGACAGUUACUGGGACCUGGAAGAUGCCAAUGUCCUAUGCAGUCAACUCAGCUGUGGGGUUGCUCUCUCAACCACAAAAGGAAAAUAUAUUGGAGAAGGAAGUGGUCGUGUUUGGGGACACAGAUUUCAUUGCUUAGGGAAUGAGUCCCUUCUGGAUAAUUGUCAGAUGACAGUCCUUGGAGCACCUCUCUGUGCCCAUGAAAAUGUCAUCUCUGUGACCUGCUCAGGAAACCAGACCCAGCCAUUGUUUCCAUGCUCUGCAAGUUUAUCUGACUUAUCUGUGUCUGUAGUCCCAGAAGGUAGUGAUUUCAUCUGCUCAGAGGACAAACUGCUCCGCCUGGUGGAUGGGGGCGGUCGCUGUGCCGGCAGAGUGGAGAUCUUUCACCAGGGCUCCUGGGGCACCAUCUGUGAUGAUAACUGGGACCUGAGUGAUGCCCACGUGGUGUGCAGACAGUUGGGCUGUGGAGUAGCCAUUAAUGCUACCAAAUCUGCUCACUUUGGGGCUGGAUCAGGGCCUAUCUGGCUGGACGACCUGAACUGCACAGGAAAGGAGUCCCACGUGUGGAAGUGUCCUUCCCGGGGCUGGGGGCAGCAGGACUGCAGGCACAAGGAGGACGCAGGGGUCAUCUGCUCAGAAUUCACAGCUUUGAGGCUCUACAGUGAAACUGAAAGGGACACCUGUGCUGGGAGGUUGGAGGUCUUCUACAAUGGGACCUGGGGCGGCGUGGGCAGGAGAAUCACUGCCGUCACAGCGGGGAUCGUAUGCCGGCAGCUGGGCUGUGCAGAGAAUGGAGUUGUCAGCCCGUCCCCUUCGUAUAAGACAGGCUCUGGCUUCAUAUGGGUAGAUGACAUUCAGUGUCCUAAAAUGCAUAUCUCCAUAUGGCAGUGCCCAUCUGCCCCCUGGGAGAAGAGAAUAUCUAGCCCAGCAGAAGAGGCCUGGAUCACGUGUGAAGAUAAGAUAAGAGUCAGUGGAGGCGACACCAAGUGCUCUGGGAGAGUGGAGAUCUGGCACAAAAGCUCCUGGGGUACAGUGUGUGACGAUUCCUGGGACCUGGCAGAGGCUGAGGUGGUGUGUCAGCAACUUGGCUGUGGCUCUGCUCUGGCUGCCGUGGGGGAGGCAGCGUUUGGCCAGGGGACUGGACCUAUCUGGUUGGAUGACAUACAGUGCAAGGGAAAUGAGUCUUCUCUGUGGGACUGUCAUUCCAAGCCCUGGGGACAAAGUGACUGCGGACACAAGGAAGAUGCUGGUGUGAGGUGCUCUGGACAGUCGCCAAGAUCCCUUGAAGUCUCAGGUCACUCAGCAUUUAUUUUAUCUGGUAUCCUUGGGCUCCUCCUGGUUCUGUUUAUUCUAUUUAUUCUUGUGUGGUCUCACGUAGAGAAGAAAAAACAUCUGCUCAGAGUUUCAUCCAGAAGAAGAGAUUCUCUAGAGGAGGACCUAUUCCAUGAGAUGGAUACCUGCCUUACCAGAGAGGAUUCACGGCAGAUGAGCACUUCAGAUAGCACCUCCAUCCAUGGUUGUGCAGAUGUUGGCCACAUAACACUGCUGGAAGUUCCUCCUGUCUUGGAAGCCACAAAAUGAAUUUGGGCUUCCAAACCCACUAGAUCAGCUUCCAAAUGUUUUUGAAAGAGACAGCAAUUUUCAAAUGAGUGAAGAGGAAUUCAACUUACCCUGUGGAAAGUUGGUCCAAACAACAUUUCCUGAUCAAUAAGAGAACAGCUAAAUUGGUAAAGACUGGUGAUAACAAAAGUCAAAUUAUGUGUAUCACUGUUAUGGACUAAAUUUUUGUGCCCCUGCCCCAAAUUCAUAUAUUGAAAUCUUAACUCACAAUAUGAUGAUAUUAGGAGGUGAGGCCUUUGGGAAGUAAUUAGGACAUGAAGGCAGAGGCCUCAUGAAUGCAAUUAAUGCUUUUGUAAAAGGGAUCCCAGAGAGCUCUCACUCUCUUUUCACCGUGGGAGGAUACAAUGAGAGGUUGUCAGUCUACAGCCUGGAAGAGGGCUCUCACCAGAACCCGAGCACACUAGCACCCUGAUCUCAGACUUCCAGCCUCCAGAACUUCGAGAAAUAAAUGUCUGCUUUUAUCAGCCA
Molecule: messenger RNA, 4992 nt
Organism: Equus caballus (horse)
Lineage: Eukaryota; Metazoa; Chordata; Mammalia; Perissodactyla; Equidae
Gene: CD163L1
Product: CD163 molecule like 1
Biological process (GO): zymogen activation
Cellular component (GO): plasma membrane
Molecular function (GO): serine-type endopeptidase activity
Source: RefSeq, a predicted model, not a curated record